Messenger RNA from Oppiella nova, 957 nucleotides. Lineage: Eukaryota; Metazoa; Arthropoda; Arachnida; Sarcoptiformes; Oppiidae. The record is from the annotation of a GenBank genome assembly.
AUGGACUCGGCACCGAUAUCUAUCAGCGAUGAGGAGAUUACUGAACAGAUACUAGCAAUAGAAAGUAGUGUAAUGUCAGAGACCUGUAGUGUCACAGAAAUAGCACUUCGAAACUCUAAAGACCUGGCGAUCGCACCGGUAUUCCCAGUGAUCAGGGAUUAUCACUCGUGGAACCAAUUGGAGUCAAUCCGUAUAAGAGAACUGUUGAGUGCAUCCAAUAUUAGGGACGACCCGUUGAGUAAACAUGACUUAAAAGUCUAUACAUUUAAGCAAAUGAUGUGCGAAACUGGACACCGAAUGGAGGACUGGAUUAAGGAUACAAUAAGUUUCGCCAAAAGUCUCAAUGGAUUCAAGAGUUUCUGUGCCGACGAUCAGUGGACUCUCGCUAAGAAUGGAUGCAUUGAAAUGUGUUUAAUGAGAAACGCGUUGGAUUAUAAUGAUGAGGGGUGAUAACAAGUCAAUUUUAUUUGAUCUGGAAUUGUUAAAUUUUCAAGAUUUCCCUUAUUUACAAACUUUAAAGCUAAUUCUGAACAGAUUGUUGCCUGAAAUCAAACACGAUUUAAUUAUUAUUAAUUUGUUAACAACAAUAAUACUUUACAACCCUAACCGCCCGAAUCUCAUACAUAAACAAAGUAUUAAACUCGAGCAACAACUUUAUAUUUAUUUACUGCAACGCUAUCUACUAAUGAAGUGUCGAUCGGAAUACGACUCGCAUUCAAAACUAUUGAAACUAUUAAACCCUUUAAUUGAUUUAAACAAUUUAAAAGAAAUGCAAUUAAUGGUCGGAAAGGCUGAAGAUUUUAAAGAAUGCAUCCCUUAUUGUGGACCACUGACCAGGGAGAUAUAUGGUUUUGAAAUAUGAACAUAUUUGUGUAAUAUAACAUUUAAUUGUGUUCAAAAAAUCAAUAAAAUUUGUCUAUAUAAAAUUAUCAUUGCUUACUACAUUAUUCUUACAAU